This is a messenger RNA of Saccostrea cuccullata (small rock oyster), 6873 nucleotides long. RefSeq lists its product as uncharacterized. Bases 1 to 3840 code for a protein of 1279 amino acids. Gene Ontology annotation, biological process: protein polyubiquitination; proteasome-mediated ubiquitin-dependent protein catabolic process; negative regulation of translation. Lineage: Eukaryota; Metazoa; Mollusca; Bivalvia; Ostreida; Ostreidae. The record is from RefSeq and is a predicted model, not a curated record. Gene Ontology annotation, molecular function: ubiquitin protein ligase activity; translation repressor activity; zinc ion binding. The transcript has 8 exons.
AUGUAUAGAUUUGUGUUACAGAAAUCUGUCACAGUGAGAGGUCUUAGGUGGGGUAGUCACAUUUCACAUGUUACAUCAGACCGGGUCUGGAUCAGUGAUGGCUAUGGCAAUCUUAUACUGACAAACACAAGAGGGGAAGAACUACAUCAUCUGACAGAUAUAGGUAGUGCUGUAGGAGGACACACAGUGAAUUCUAACGGUGAUCUAAUUUAUAUACACAGUAGUUAUAACAUCAUAAAACUAUCAACAGGGAACAAAGUAAAGACUACGAUAAUACAGAACAUAAAAUCGCCAUGGAGACCAGAGAGUGUCUACAGCUCCCCCUCCAAUGGAGACCUGCUGGUCGUGAUGUUUAAUUAUGAUACAGAGACAGGCAAGGUAGUGCGGUAUAACUCCACAGGAGAAGACAUCCAGACCAUACGGCACAACGACAACACAGACCAGGGACUGUAUAGACUACCUAGCUACAUUACAGAGAACCGCAAUGGAGAUGUUAUUGUGUCUGACUGGGGCCGUGGUGUAGUGGUGACAGAUCGUGAUGGUAAUUAUCGAUUCUCCUACACAGGUCCUCCAUCAGGAUCAGGAAUAAUACCACAUGGAAUCUGUACUGACGCGCUGUCACACAUCCUGGUGUGUGAUGAAUACACCGGCUCAGUACAGAUGUUAGAUAGUGAGGGUCACUAUCUGACACAGAUACACACACGACAACACAGGAUAGACAUACUUUACGGCCUGAGUUAUGAUGAUGACACACGCCUACUGUGGGUAGGGUCACCAAACAACAACACAGUCAACAUAUACAGAGUGGUACAUGGAGACUCCCUGACUGGUCUCCCUCUGGAGGAUUUCAAAUGCUGGAAACAUCCAAGUCGUCCGUUAUCCCAGUUCUGUAUCCCGUGUGACGUCACCUUUUGUCAGAUGUGCAUCAGGACCUCUGAUGAUCAUAAGAGACAUGAUGUUCAAGAUGUAGAGAAAGUAUUCAGAGAAAUUCACAAGAGAAAAGAUGGAGACGCAUUUUUGAUGUGCCUUCUGCUCUGCCCUUCAUACAAAAUAAAUCUGGAAGCCGACGACUGGAUACAUAAGUAUAAUGCUGUUGCCAAAGUUUUCAAAUUUAAGAAGAUUAAGAAGCCGCCUAAUCUUAGCAGCUUAAAGAAGUACAAACCAAUACUCAAACACGAUAGUGUGAUUGUCGAAUUUUCCCGUCAAUUCUUUAGAGACACCAGCUUUCUUAGAUUUGCCAACGAUCAAAAAUUUGUUAAAAUGUUUCUGGAUUGGGCAGAAAAAGAAAGCAUUGCAAAAUACUGCAGAUCAUCAAAUUAUCUGAGAAAAGAGACUGAGGAAGAAGUUUGCUGUUGGUUAUUGCCAAAUCAAACAGAACAGCUGAUAGAAAGACUUGGAGAAGACAUGUUCACACAUGUAACGAUGAUGGACCAAUCAAUACAUGAAUUAGUGUAUACCAAGCUUGGCAUACCAGUACAGAUUAUAAUGAGAGGAGAUGAGUCUGUGAGGAAUUUCUUGGGCAAUCUGAAGAAAGGGGAGACGACCAUGUACCACGCCUCUGGGAUGAUCAUUGGGUGUGCAGGUAGUGGGAAGUCAACUCUACUAGAAAGAUUGAAAGGCAUCGACCUGAAAGAAAUUCUGAAGAAUUCAACAUCGACCAGGGGCAUUGACGUACAGUCUGACGUUUUUGAUGUGACAGACACCACAGUCCGAGUAAACACGUCAAACGAAAAACAACGCUUUAAAGUUAAAAUUGAUGAAUCAAGCGAACAAAAGACUUUUUCAAAUCAGCAUGCAAAAUUAUCUGGUGACUUGUUAAGGUUAGACAUCAAAGAGACAGUGGAUCAGAUGGAUGUAGCCAGUAUAGCAAACGAACAAGAAUCGGUCAGUGAUGAAGAAAUUACACAUAAGAGCUUGGAUUCAGAUUCUGAAUCACUUAAAGGGAAUGAAGCUGCUGCCUUUGUGGAAAAAGAGAAGGAAAUGGUUGAAGACAGCAGACAAGAGAAAUCAGAAAUAUCAGGAAUUUUACGAGUGUCCAAGAAUGUUUUGGAUGAUCCAGAGAAAAAAAUUACCAUGGUGGACUUUGCGGGACAGUGUUCAUAUUAUGCAUCACACCAAAUAUUUCUGAGUCCACGGGCAUUCUUCAUUCUGGUGCUGAAUAUGGAAAAGAAAUUUGAUGAGAAGGUUGGAAAAGAAGUCUGUAGCCAGGAAGGUUCCGUUUACGAAGGCUGGACACACAAAGACUAUUUAACGUUCUGGGCCAAGUCCAUUCAUCAAUACAGCAGUGAAAAGGCUCCUGUUAUACUGGUGGGCACUCAUGCUGAACAGAAGACAAAGGAGGAAAAAGAAAAGUUCUUCCGUGAGAUAUGGACUACUUUGGAAACAACGGAUGAGUCUCUGCAAAAGCAUAUCGACAGGAAAAGGAUGUUUGCUGUUGGAUUCCAUGAGAAUGAAUGCAUAGAAAAAAUCAAGAUGUCAGUUGUUGAUGUAGUCCAACAACUUGAUCACUGGGGUGAAAAACUUCCGCACUCCUGGGCUAUGUUUGAAAACUACUUCAAAGAAAAGAAAUUAAAUCUUAAAAUCAUCAGCAAAGAGACACUUUUGGCUUUCAAUAAAGCAUUACCACAGGAAUUGAAGUUGAAAACAGUUGAAGACAUUAACACCAUGCUGCAGUUUUUCCAUGACAUCAGAGAAAUUUUAUACUUUGACCAAGAAUCUCUCAGAGGAAUUAUAAUUCUUGAUGUUCAAUGGUUUGCAGAUGCGUUUAAAAAUGUGAUCACAGAUAAAAACCACGCAGCAGAGGAUUUAUUUAAGCUUGCAUCAGAAUGGAACAAAUUUAAUGAAACGGGAGACCUAAGUGACACACUGCUUUCUGCAAUUUGGAAAAUGAAUAACUGUGGAUAUCUGGAACACAAAGAAGAUAUUAUGCGCUACAUGGAGAAGCUAGGACUCCUGGUUAAAACGAAUGACAACAAAUGGUAUGUUCCCUGUAUGAACAAGAGACCAUUCCCUUCAGAAAGCUUCUCAUCAUUCCCUGCCUCCUCCAUCCUCUGCUACACGUUUGAUGUUCUUCCUGCUGGUAUUUUUCAGCGUCUUGUAGCAAGUUGCAUGCGCUUUCCAUGGCAUAUUGUCAAAGAAAAUAAAAUCGGAAAAGAACAACCAUGCAUUUACCAGACAGCGGCCGUGUUUCUAUUCGAGAAACAAUGCGCUCUGCUUGGAAUGACCCAAUCAGACAUUCAGUUGCAGGUGUACGUUAUUGAGGGAGAAGUUGAUAUACCUACUUGUUUGAAUAUAAGGAAGAAGAUUGAAGAUGAAUUGCACACUCUGUCUAGUACAUUUCAAAGAAAUUUGAAAUUCCAAAUUGGCUUUAAAUGCAAACCAUUCGGUUUUUGUGACAAUGAAAAAAGUCAUGUGAUUAAGGAGUCAGGGCUAACGGAACCGACUCUUUUGUGCCCUUUCUGUCCGGUGGAGAGGAAGCACAUUAUUGACACGACAGAAAUCAUCAAAUACUGGAAACAGAUGAAGGCAAGUGCUCCCAAAAUUCCAAUAGCCUCUGGGCAAGACCUUGGGGAUCGAUCCAGAUUUGCAAAACUAGGAAUGGCAACAAAUGAUGUGUUAAAUCAGGCAUACAGAGAUAUACUGGAAAUGGAGGUGCCACCUUCCGACAUUGAGAAAAAAGUUAAAACAUCACCUGUUUACAAAAGAUUGCGCACAGAGCAAGAGCUCAUUUUGCAAGAUGCUAAACAUUCGGGAUAUAAAAAUUUUGAUAUCUCAUUAACAUACACAUUAAUCAGAAACAUUUGUAAAAAGAUUCCUUUACCAACCAAAGGAAAAUGGUGAGACGAGCCUGCAGCAGGAGAAGUGACCGUGGGUGAUGAUGUCGAGAGAAUUAGGUCAAUCCGAAACGGUUUGACUGCUCAUGUUAGCUCAGCCUCCACCCUUGAGAAAGAAUUCGAUGAUACCUGGUCAAUGAUGUCAGAUAUCUGCCAAAGACUGGAAACCUUCACGGGAAAGAAGUACUUGGACAGCCUUAAAAAAAUUCAUAAUUUGACAUUGAAAGAAGAAGAUACUAUUUAUAUGGAGAUAUUGCGUUCUCUCGUUUCAGAUGUACAAAAAAUUAAAAGAACAUUGAAAAUUAAAAGUUAGAUGGAAUCAAAUUAGAAAGGUUCUUGCAUGUAGGGUGAACUAUUAUAAAUAUCACAUUGUAGACGACGUACUUGAUUAACCUUGAUGAUAUUUAAAAAAUUGCCUUAGGAUACUAUAAUAGAAACUCAAAGGAUAAAAAUGGGAAGUCGGCAUAAAAUGAUAAAAACAAAACUGUCUGGGGUGCAAGAAAUAAAAACAGCAGAAAUGGGGACUAAAAGCAAGAACGUGUGAUUUGAAUGUUUAAAUGAAGAAGGGUGUAGCUGAAGUUAAUAAUAUUAAAAGCAUAUCAUUUCGAAAAUUAUUUAGAUUGAGGAUCGUUUUAUUAUAGCCAAACCAUACACUGUUCUACCGAGUUAUUUUAAAAAGCUAUUGGAAUAGUAUUCUACAGUCAUCUUUCUCUUCCUCUGUGUGGGACUGCUUUUAAGUUAAUGGAUAAUUGAGUGAUGCUUUUUGGCUAGAAUAUGGACAACAAAUAAUAUUGAGUGUAUAUAUCAAGUCCUAUGAAGGUAGUCUUUUAACCUUGACUUAAGUGGAUGCAGUGAAAAAUUAUCUCCUGUAAAUAUUUUUAUCAUUAGCUGCUUCUUUUGUCCUCUGCUACAUAUCUUAAGUUCUUUUUAUGAUCCCUGUUGUCAUUUUUACCUCUGGUUAUAAAAUUACAGGCAUUCGUAACUAAUAGAGGAUAUCAUAAGAAAUGUUAUCAUUUUUUUUCGAAUAUUAGGUAUUUUUCUUACAAGUUGAUAUGUUUGUAUCAAAUUUAAAGAGUUUUUAGAGAGAAAAAAAUGUCUUCAUUUCUAAAAGAAACAUACCUUCAAUUUAUUUUCUUCCAUAAUGGAGUUUUUGUGAAUGAUACAUUUGUUUUAAAUUUAAAAAGGAUACAAAAAAGUUCUUUAACAAAUUAUUUAUUUAUGCAAAGUUUUUCGUUGAUUUUUAUUACAAUUAAAGAUAAUAUGGAAUAAGAUUCAUAAAAGGAGGAAAUGAUUACAAAAAAUGCACAUUUCUUAAUUGUUAACAUUUAUCUUUAUUCUUGGUUUAAUUAAUCAUUUUCUAUAUUUAAAAAAAUACAAAUAAAAAAAGAGAACGAUUUUCAAUGAAACCUCUUCAUUUUAGCAAUUUACAUGUAUAUGUGGUUUCCAGAAACUUACAUGUACAUUAAAUUUUCUACUUCUAUAUGAAUGAUCUACUUCUAAUUGUGCACAUGAUUGAAAUCCCAAUAUUGUGAAGAUAGAACUCUUUAUUUAAAAAAGGCAAAAAAUUAAGUCUUGGAUCACUAAAAAGAUUUAGGCAAAAUAUUUCAGGAGAAGCUUGAUGAGAUGAUAAAAGGUAUGCUUAAGAUUUGUGACAUUUUGUUUAUUGUUUUCCCUUACUAAAGAUUUGUACAUUAAUAUAGAAAUGGACAAUUUUGCUUUUAUGUAAAAGAUUUAGAUAUGUAAAAAAUAAUGUCUUUCAUGUAUGUGAUUUUUUUUCUAUUUUUAUUUAUUUGUACAUAAACUAAUCAUCAUUUUAUUGUAGAAAUUGGUGUAAUUGAUUUAAAGUAAUUUUUUUUAUAGAUGUGUAAAGACUAUUUUUGUAUUCAUAUUCAUAUAUACAUUUCAUUGUAUAUGUAGUUCUGAGUUCUGAUUCACAAGAUUCAGUCAAAUUAAUAAUAGAUAUUAAAAGUUGAGCAAAAAUUUUACAAACAAAUUUCGUGGUACCAGCUCCUAUUUCUGAGGCCUGCGUUUUGGUACAAACCUUCCAAAAAUACUUGCUUGUUCUAGAGUACAAAGUUUAUUCAAUGGCGAAAAAAAUGAAUCAGUUUUGCAUCGUGCGUUGUGCAUUAACAUUUAAACAUUUUUAGCUCUUUUACUUAAACCACUCCAUCAAUUUCAAUCAAUUUUAGGAUAUUGAAAAUUUGGAUAAAUUUGUGGUUUUCAUGCCCCCCCCCCCUACCAUGGAGCCUGAGGGGUAGGACAAAAAAAGCUAAAAUUGAUGCAAUCUUUUCAAAUUAUCUUAUUUACUUCUAGGCACAUAGCAGUCAAAGAAUUGUAAUCAGGUGAAUUUUCAUGUAUUUGUUAAAAUAUUUUAUGCAGAAUGGUCUAUUCACGUGGUUAGAGUUCAAUGUUAAGUCUUUAUUUUGAGUUUUACCAAUAGUGAACAGGCUUUAUGUACACAGCUGUUAUCUUUAUCAUCACGGAAAGUUUGAUAAGCAUCUAGAUUUGAAUUUCUAAAGAAUGCAUACAAAUUCAUUUGUUUCCGGAAAAAGUUGAGUUGCACGGAUUAAAAUAAUGUUUUAGAGUUAUGUAAUCUGUUUUCGGUUUGAUGCAAAACGUAAACAAAUACAGUUGUAAAUGUGUUUAGGCUGUUUUUGACAUAAAGGUAUGGUAUUUUUUAAAUUUUUAUCGCUAAAUUAUCAAACAAAACUUCUAACCAUAUGUUUUAUUGUUGUCAGUGAUAUUUUGUUUUCAUAGUAAAUUAAUAAUUGUAAACCCCCUAGACUAAAUGAGUGUUUGUAUGUAUAGUAAUACAUAAGUUGUGUUUGACUUUUAUUACUUCUGAAACCAACCCUGUCAACGCGGAUGCGAUCGGCAACGCAGAUCAAAACAUUGAAGAAGAAAGUAUUGUAGGGGGUAAAUUUAAAUAGUUUUGUAUGUGCUGGAGUAACCAGCUGAAAAUAAAAUUAGAAUCAUUUAGUUUAGAUAAUUAUCUACAGUUUAGGGUUUACCGAGAGUAAAUUUGCUUCAAAGUUUCUGU